Molecule: messenger RNA, 3437 nt
Organism: Phytophthora nicotianae INRA-310
Lineage: Eukaryota; Oomycota; Peronosporomycetes; Peronosporales; Peronosporaceae
Exons: 1
Coding region: 161-3316 (1051 amino acids)
Molecular function (GO): lipid binding; acyltransferase activity
Source: RefSeq, a predicted model, not a curated record
CCCACUCAGCGUGUAGACGGGACUUCUAUACUUGCUUUCACUAUGGGUCACAACCUGAUCUUCUGUGUCACUGACAAGCGAACAAUGGCGUUCGUCCAGCAGCGACCAGUCCGCAAGUCGCCGCCAAGCCCACAGAGCCAAAGGCUCGCGAAUCGCAACGAUGCACAACACGCCGCAAUCUCCUCCGCCAUCAGCGUCUCCCAUGGCCAACGGCUCGUCGUUCCUGCAAAAGGCUGGCCAUUUGUACAAGAAGACGGGUCUGGGUCGGUCCUGGCGCCCACGCUUCUUCUCGCUCGAGGGCACCGUACUCUACUACUACAAACGCGACGGCGACUCGGUGCCCAAAGGAAUCGUGGUGCUCACAGGCUGCCACAUCCGCGCCACCAAAGACAAGAAGCUCUACAGUUUCCGCAUCUCGCACCCAAAGACCUCCAAGGUCUACGAUCUGGCCGCUACUUUGCCUAGUCGCACAGAGGACUGGAUCCAAGCACUCACACAGGCCUCCACUAUGGUGCAGACCGCCAGUUCCAGUCGACAACUCACGUCCAACGCGUCCAGUAGUAACGUUCUCCUGCCUUUGUCCUCCUCGUCUCAGUCCACUCUUGUGGAUGCGUCGAUCACGGAACUCUUGGACGUCCCAGAGGUGGCCAUCCCUGACGAACACCGAGAUAGGAUGGAAGAGUUGUUAGCCGAGUUUGUGGCUCAAGCACAAGACGAUGCGGAUGGCUGGAAGUUUCAGACGGAGCAGCGAGGCGUUAAGGCUUAUGUGCGUCGUACGUCCAAGACCGGAACCUUUAAGGGUGUGGGUUUUAUUGCUCAUCACCCUCACAAAGUGCUGCAUUUGAUACUGGAACUUUCGAAACGACCCAAGUACGACCCUCAACUGCUUGCCACCCAGCGUGUCCAUGUCUUCAAUGACCACAUGUGGGUAGAUCAUUUGACCUACAAGGCAGUCUUCCCUGCUGCAGCUCGAGAUUUUGUCAAUUUGACCCACUGGCGUGUCCUUCGAGACGGAUCGAUCGUCGUCGUGGCCACUUAUGCUGAAGACGACAGCUUCGUGAAGAACCAGGAGCCUCAGAUCGUUCGUGCCAGAGCGAUCAUGGCUGGAUUCUUGCUCAAACCUAACGAAGACUACACAGGUGUGAACGCCACGUAUAUCACCAAGGUGGACUUGAAGGCAGGGAUCCCUGCUGGUCUCCAGGCCAAGAUGUUCAUCAAACAAGCGUUUGUGGUCGAUGGGUUACGUAAAGCUCUGGAUGAGGACGAGAGUUCUCGACAAUAUGAAUGUGUCACUAACACCACAUCAUUCGGUAUCUCCAUUACGGAUUGUGUGGAAGACGAGGAAGAAGUUUACUCGAUGCAAUCGCAGCCGGCAGAUGUCCAUGACCAAGACGAUCACGGUGAGUCUUCGUUUAGUCGUCGCCCCAGUGUUGUUCCAGAGGAGGGAUUCCCUGCCGUUCCAGAGGAGUAUAGUGAAAUUAUUGAGAAGGCUGUGGCGCGUAUGGAAGCUGAGAUGAACGACGAAGCGUCCUGGAACUUCAUCGGAGACAAGGACGGCGUCAAAGCCUACACCAAAGUGGAUGGCUCACUGACUGCGGCUAAAGGCGUGGGUUACUUACCGUAUCAUCCACGUGCCAUUUGGGAACAAGUGGUUGAUGCCGCCAAGCGAAAGCUCGUCGAUCCUCAACUUGCGCUCGGCAUGAACUUGAAGUCUUUGAACGCUCAGACCAAUAUCGACUAUCUCGAAUACAAGUCCAUGUUCGUGGUCGCUGGUCGAGAUUUCUGUAACCUUGCACACUGGCGUGUGUUGCCUGGUGGGACGAUUAUUGUGGUGGUGCAGAGUAUCGAAGAUCACGAGUUGUGCCCACUCAAAGAACCCAAGGUUGUCCGUGGUGAUCUGCAUCUUGGCUGUACGAAGAUCGUCCCCAAUGCAGCAUACGAUGGCGCUGAAGUGACUACGAUGGUCAAGACUGAUCUCAAGGGCAACAUCCCAGCACGUAUCGCUGGAAAGGCAGCAGCAGACCAGCCAUUCGUCAUCUCUCGGAUGGGUGAAGUGAUCAAGGCGAGACGCGACCUCGACCAGAUCGCAGCUCAAGGGAAACUGACCAACACAUUGUUUGAGCUUCCCCGACCCAAGAAGCGGUCGGCGUCAUUGGGCUCAGCUAAGCUUGGCAGCUCUGUAGUCAAGAACGGAGUCAGCCAGAGUAACGGUACUCCAACGACAGUUGCUACUGCGUCUCAGGUGUCAAGUAAGUCAUCGACGCAGUCCAAUGCACCUGAGGACCAUUCUUCUUCUAUGACGAAGCAACAAGAGAGCAAGGCGAACGCUGUGGAGUCAGGUGUGAUGGAUCUCUCGAAAUCGGGCAAGAAUACCGUGAGCGAUGUUGCCAUGUACGGGAUUCAAUUCGGAGGUGCAGUCUUGGCACUGAAGACCGUGCCUCUGCCGACUGCUGUGCACUUUGUAGCUGUGAUCUCCUUGAUCCUGUUCUUCGCCCUGAAACUCCAUCUUGGUCCCAGUCGCAUGUCACCUCGAAGAAAAAUGAUGAUCUCGACGUUUGGACCUCCAGACAGCGGUAUGAUUCUGGGUAGUCUUCAACUGGACAUGACCAAGACGAACCAGUACAUCGCAGAUCGGCGCAAGGACUCCAACUGCCACCUCACUAUCACGCACAUUGUACUACGUGCUAUCGGUGAAGCUCUGAGCAAGGCUCCGUCAGUGAAUGGCCACUUGGUCUUCGGUAACUAUUACCCUGCACCUACAGUGGACAUCUCUUGCUUGGUUGCAGUGGGUGCUGGUAAAGACCUCGGUGUGUGUCGACUACCGAAAGUCGACAAAAUGACGUUGCAAGAAGUCGUCGAUCACGUUCGUGGAGACGCUACAAAAAUCCGCAGUGGGGAAGACAAGGGACAGGAAGACCGGAACAAGAUUAUGAGUGUAUUGCCCACUUGGGUUCUCCGUCCGAUGGUUAAUUUCUUCGGUUGGCUUGGUAGUGCGUGUGGCUUCCGUAUCCCAGUGGUGGGAGUGGAGCCGUACAUGUUUGGAGCCUGUAUGGUGACGUCGGUUGGUAUGAUGGGGCUGGAUAUGGCCUUCUCUCCUAUCACACCGUACUCUCAAGUGCCGAUGCUCGUGACUAUCGGGUCGAUUAUGGACAAGGCUGUUGUUGUGGACGGUAAAGUUCAAGUGCGUCCGAUGUUGACGCUAACCACGACCAUCGACCAUCGUUACGUUGAUGGAUCGGAGGCAGCUCGCAUGGCCAAGACCCUCAAGAUGCUCGUGGAAGACCCCAACUUGCUUGAAGCAGUUCCUGGUGCCUAAUCUCACCACCCAUAGUACGUGCUUUGAUGUCGUUAUGGUUUUUCCGUGUGGAAGAGAACUCACGUAACAUUCUCAGUCAAGUACUUUAUAUUAUCAAUGCACUAUUGUUUCACUGCGAAGA